AUGUCCGCUGACUGGGGCUCCUUUUUCCAUCAUUCUUCAGGUACUCGUUCCUCCAUGGAUGAAUCCAAGGCGGAAGUCGGAAGCGGGGAAGAUGAGGUCGUUGAGCCUGAACAGGGCAAUGUGCUGUCUCAUAUCAUUUCCCAGCUCCGACCGGGCGCAGACCUGAGUCGGGUCGUACUGCCUACCUUCAUCCUGGAGCCUCGUUCCAUGCUGGAACGGAUCACCAACUUCAUGGCUCAUCCGGAGACCCUUCUUCCCAUGCCCACGAUCGAUGACCCCCUCGAGCGCUUCGUUUCCGUCGUCAAGUUCUACCUGAGCGGAUGGCAUAUUAAACCUCCAGGCGUGAAGAAGCCGCUGAAUCCGAUUCUCGGAGAGACCUUCACCUGUUACUGGGAUUACCCCGAUGGCACGCGAGGAUAUUACAUCGCCGAACAGACCUCUCACCACCCUCCCAAGUCCAGUUACUUCUUCAUGGCGCCAGAACACCACAUCCGAAUUGACGGGACGUUGAAGCCUCGCAGCAAGUUCCUAGGAAACUCGGCGGCAAGUAUGAUGGAGGGUAUCGCCAUUUUGCGCUUCCUGAACCGCGGCCAAAACCCAGAGAAGGGCGAACGAUACAUCCUGACACAACCGAAUAUGUACGCCCGUGGCAUCCUUUUCGGAAAGAUGAAGUAUGAGCUCGGUGAUCACAGCUACGUCCGUUGUCCCGAAAACAAUCUAGUCGCCGAUAUCGAUUUCAAGACGAAGGGGUACUUCUCCGGCACCUACAAUGCCAUCGGCGGGACGAUCAAGAACGAGAAAACGGGCGAGGUAUACUAUGAGCUGUCCGGACUAUGGACCGGAGAGAUGUUCAUCAAGGAUGUUCACACUCACAAGAAGGAUGUCCUGUUCGACGCAACACACGCGAAACAUACCCCGCCCAGUACCCGGCCGAUCGAACAGCAGGGCGAGCGUGAGUCGCAGCGGUUGUGGCAAAGCACGGUCAAGGCGAUCAUUGCCCGUAACCAUGAGGCAGCAACAGAUGAGAAGACAAAGAUUGAGGACCGUCAGCGUGAAGAGGCCGCUAAGCGGGCCGAUGAAGGAGUGGAAUGGCGUCCAAGGCUCUUCCGCCCUGUUCACGGGGGCCCCGGCGGUCCCGACGAGGGUGAGGAGGACUUGGACUGGAUCAUCAGCGCGCAUAUUGACUCUCAAAACCCUGAACACGCCGCGGAGCAAAUCCUAUCCAUCGCGCCUAUCCUGGAUGGCCAGAAAGACAACAGCCAAUUCCAGAUUCCACCCCACGCACAAAAGCGAGAAGAUCAGACCGCCCCCUCCGCAUCUGACGCUGUGGAUGUAAAGAACACUGGUAAUGGCGCCGACUCCAGUCCCUCAGGUGCUCCCCAGCCUUCCAGCGAGGCCAAGAAUUCUGUAGAACGCAAGGAUUCUCGGACCUCCGAAGUCGAUGAAUAUGUCGACGCGGAAGAGAAUUAA
Aspergillus thermomutatus is the source of this 1470-nucleotide messenger RNA. RefSeq names its product OSBP family protein. Lineage: Eukaryota; Fungi; Ascomycota; Eurotiomycetes; Eurotiales; Aspergillaceae. The transcript has 7 exons. Gene Ontology annotation, cellular component: cortical endoplasmic reticulum; membrane; cytosol. The record is from RefSeq and is a predicted model, not a curated record. The coding region runs from base 1 to 1470 and encodes 489 amino acids. Gene Ontology annotation, molecular function: sterol binding.